UUUAUAUAAACUUCCACCUGAGAGCCAUCCAGUCGCAGGCCGCUUUUCGUUACAUACACAAUCGCUUCUUCAUUUGACCAACACAAGCUGAGAGCAACAGUAGCCUCCCUCCGUGACUGGAGAUCUGAGAGAGCAGCCGCCGCCGCGUCUGACAGCAUCGCAGCGUCCAUCUGAGGCGAUACACACAUGUUCGACCGGUUUAUUUCUCUCGUACGCUGUCUGUCAAGGGCUCAUAUUGUGUGUAAAGCUGACGGUUCAGCCACAAGCCAGGAAUGAGGACGCGUCAGACGCAUCUACUCUCUGACUGGGCAUCGCGUUUCGACGACGAACCUGAGCUUCGGCCGUUUGGACAACAACAGAAUAUAGCCGAGACAGCCGCUGCCGUAGCUCUUUAUACCUGUGGGACACUGUUUUGCUGCUAAUUCCGUUUAUAGACACCCAUUUUUAUUACGCUGUCCUGACAGACGCGUUUCUCAGUGUGUCAGUCUAGUGCGCUUGAUGCAAACCCUGAGUGAACUUACCAGGUAAACACCGUUUUUACCUCGUUCUUGUAUCGAAUGUUGUUUACUUUGGCAUUAUGUAGCUCCUGGCGCAUUUGGAACAGGCGUUUUUACGAGCGAAUGCUAAGGUAAUAUCUAAAUGUUGUCUUGAACUAAUAAUGGCAGAUGAGGCUUAUGGCGAUAUCAUCACGGGCUGGAUGGCGUUCCACAUCCGCGCGCUGUCGUCCCCAAACCGGGUGAAGUGAACGGCACACCGGGAAGCAAGGCUUCAAAACCUGCUCACGUCAAACUGCACUGAAACUUAAAGGCUAAACGAUGUCUAAAACGCUGAAGAGGAAGAAACACUGGUCCACUAAAGUGCAGGAGUGCGCCGUGUCGUGGGGAAGCGUUGGGGAGUUCGGUGAUGUUGUGGAGAUCCUCGGAGGCGCCGAGCACGGGGAGUUCCCGUUCCUCGGUCAGAUGAACUUAGACGUGCUGGUGUGUCACGUCGGGAGGCUACCGUACUACGGGGAUGUGUUAUUGGAAGUGAACGGGACACCUGUCAGCGGGCUGACGAACCGAGACACACACGCGGUGAUCCGCCACUUCCGAGAGCCGAUUCGAAUUAAGACCGUCAAACCAGGUAAAGUGCUGAAUGCUGAUUUGAGGCAUUAUCUUAGUCUGCAGUUCCAAAAAGGAUCAAUCGACCACAAACUGCAGCAAGUGAUUCGAGACAACCUGUACCUGCGCACCAUUCCAUGUACCACCCGGCUGCCCAGAGAUGGGGAGGUUCCAGGAGUAGACUAUAAUUUCAUCAGUGUGGGGGAUUUUCGCAUCCUGGAAGAGAGUGGAUUACUGUUGGAGAGCGGAACAUAUGAUGGGAACUUCUAUGGCACUCCCAAACCUCCUGCGGAGCCCAACUUGGUUCAGCCUGACCUGGUCGACCAGGUUUUGUUUGAGGAGGAUUAUGGCACCGAAGUCCAACGAAAGCGAACAACCUCUGUCAGCAAGAUGGACCGCAAGGACAGUGUGGUCCCUGAGGAAGAAGAGGAUGAGGAACGGCCACAGCUCUCAAACGGCAUCCCAGAACUUCCAUAUGGAUGGGAGGAGAUUGAUGACCCGCAGUACGGCACAUACUACGUUGAUCACAUAAACCAGAGAACCCAGUUUGAAAAUCCGGUUCUAGAGGCCAAGAGGAAACUCGGUUUGGACACUGCAGUCGCAACGCAGACCCAACAGAGGGCAGCACCUCCUCCAGGGGGAGCUGCUGGUACGCCGGGGUUCUCGCGGGACCCAACCCAGCUGAAGGGGGAGCUGUAUCACACGGCUCUCAGGAAGAGCCAGCAGGGCUUUGGUUUCACCAUCAUUGGUGGAGACCGACCUGAUGAGUUCCUGCAGGUGAAGAACGUUCUUGCUGAUGGCCCGGCCGCCCAGGACAACAAGAUGGCCUCUGGUGAUGUAAUUGUGGAAAUCAACGGCACACUUGUCUUAGGCAAGACCCACGCCGACGUGGUCCACAUGUUCCAGUGCAUCCCAAUUAAUCAGUACGUUGACAUGGUCCUCUGUCGUGGAUACUUGCUUCCCCCUGACGUGGACGUGGACAGCGAGGAUCUUCCCCCUCCACCUCCACCUCCGACAGGAGAGAUCGUAACUGCCGUACCCCUCAUCAAUGGCCAGCCACUGCUGGUCAAAGGUGACGCCCUUCACGGCUCCUCCCAAGAGCUUCACUACGUAACCACAGAUGCCAGUGGGCGGCCGGUGGUCGCUGCUCUUCCAGGAGGCAGCAGCAGCGGUGCCAAUGACAGGCCCGAGACGGGGAGGCUGCAGCCGGAGCUGGUGAGCGUGCCAAUCGUGAAGGGACCUGGAGGAUUUGGCUUCGCCAUUGCAGACUGUCCUCUGGGGCAGAAGGUGAAAAUGAUCCUUGAUGAGCAGUGGUGCCGAGGCCUGUUGAAAGGAGACGUGAUAAAAGAGAUUAACAGGCAGAACGUGCAAACGCUGAGCCACGCGCAGGUGGUGGAUAUACUGAAGGACCUCCCGGUGGGCAGCGAGGUGAAUCUGUUGGUGUUGAGAGGAGGUCAGACGUCGCCUGUGAAGAGUUUAAGACCUAGACCGGGGUUGAGUGCCAGCACUGAAACUCUGGACCGUUGCCAUGACACCAUGGUUCCCCAGGCUUUGACCUAUCACUCAAACACACUGCCAUGCAGCUCUCCAAAACAAGACGCUUCCCUGCACUACAGCAAACCCAAAGCCUUGCCGGAGAGCACAGUACCUCACUAUAAAGAGUUGGACGUGUUCAUCAAGAGAGAUCAGGAGACAGGCUUUGGCUUCCGUGUGCUUGGAGGAGAAGGUGCAGAACAACCAGUCUACAUUGGUGCCAUCAUUCCCCAGGGGGCGGCAGAGAAGGAAGGCCGUCUGAGGGCCGGAGACGAGCUCGUUGGUAUCGAUGGCAUCACUGUGAAGGGGAAAUCUCACAAACAAGUUCUGGAUCUGAUGACUAACGCAGCACGCAAUGGACAAGUGCUGCUUUCAGUACGCAGGAAGGUCAUUUACAAAGAUGCCCUGGAGGAUGUUGGGAGCGGAGCAUUGACCCUUGUGAAUGGCUCACCUCGGCUUCCACAUAUCCAGGUGCCAAGCAUCAAGGACCAGGGGUCGUUUGAUAUCACGCUCCAUCGUAAAGAUAACGAGGGCUUUGGCUUUGUCAUUCUCACAUCGAAGAGCAAACCGCCUCCUGGAGUGAUUCCUCAUAAGAUCGGUCGAAUAAUCGAGAGCAGUCCGACUGACCGCUGCGGACUGCUGAACGUGGGUGACCGCAUUUCCGCUGUGAACAGCCAAUCCAUUGUAGAGCUCUCUCACAAUGACAUUGUUCAGCUUAUCAAAGACGCGGGGAACUCCGUCACACUCACCGUGGUUCCUGAGGACGAGUACAAAGGCCCACCCUCAGGAGCCAGUUCGGCCAAACAAAGUCCAGCACCGCAGCACAAGAUUCUCAAAUCCACUCAGGAUGAGAGAUAUAAUUUGGAUAUGGAUGAGAUCAGGGAUGAGCUCGUACGGACAGAGUAUAAAGCUCUUCCCAUGAGUGAACAGGGAACGCUGUGUGUCGCUAGCUCCAAACAGGGCUGUAUUGCGGUAGAGUUGGAGCGUGGACCUCGUGGUUUUGGCUUCAGUCUGAGAGGAGGAACGGAGUAUAACAUGGGCCUCUACAUCCUGCGACUGGCUGAGGACGGCCCUGCUCUACAGGACGGCAGGAUACUCGUAGGAGAUCAGGUAGUGGAGAUCAAUGGAGAACAGACGCAAGACAUUAGUCACACCAGAGCCAUUGAGCUGAUCCAAGCUGGAGGAAACAAAGUGCUACUGUUACUGCGACCGCAAGCCCUCUUAUCAGAGAACAGAGAUGUUAUCCUUCCUAAUCCGCCGGGAUCCAACACUUCCAACAUUCCUCUCAGUUCUCCUCUCCUUCAUCCGCCAUCCACCUCAGCGAAGAAGGAAAUGUCAGACCUGACAAGCUACUUUGCCCGUUCUCGCGACUCCUUGGAUCUGGCCUGCGAGGAUCCUCACUCUAAAGACAGCAAGAGGGAGAAGCGUGCCAAACCACCAAACGCCAGCUCUUCCAGAGUCCCGCAGCAACGGCGCAUCAAGAGUCGGUCCGCUGAGAAUCUCCUUGAUCUCGGAGAUACAGAGAAAUCCAAAAGCCCAUCCAAAGACAAAGCUUGCAGCCACAAAGAAAAUCUGCAACAAAGCACUCGAGACUCCCACAAGAACAGAAAGUCUUGCCAACAUAGUCGCUCAGUCAGUCCCCAGAAGUCAAAGCAUGAAGGACAGGAAGAAGUAAUUGGCGAAGCGCAGGGACGGAAAAAGGAACGUCGUGUGAAGGGGACGGCGAGCUUGGACCAGAAGAAAAGUGACGCUGAAAGAAGGAAAAAACAGGAAUCUAGAGGAAGGAAACUAAAUGAGACCCAAGAAGGGGAGGAGAGGUGGAGAGCUGAGAGAAAAGUGAGAAACAAAGGAGAGGAUGAAAUGCUUGAGCCAAAAGGGGAAAUGGAGCUCAAAAGCACCCGAAAGAAGAAAAAACAGAGAGAUAGAGACAUGCAAAAUGAGGACACCCACAUAUCGAGCAGAGAGGGAGACAAGAAGAGCAGACAAACAAAGGAUAAGGGGGAUCAAACAGAAGAAAACAGGAAGGAAAUGAUUACAGAUAAGAAUGAAAGCAAAAGAAAAGGAAAUGAGAGCAAAGACAAGAAAUAUGACAUUGUCACCACAGAUGUGGCUCCAGUCACCACCAGGGCGAGUCUAGUCUUUGACCACCCUGGACCCUUGAGCGACGGCCUUUGGAAGAUCCCUAGUUUUGCACGUAUCCUCACGCACGAGGAAGUGAUGCGAGAUGUUUGCGAAUAGUUUGGCGAUCCUUGGGAAUAGAAGGUUUAAGGCCAGAAACAUACACAAGUACGUGAAUGCAAAUGCUUCUAGCUGUGAUUUCACACAGUUCAUCAUGGAUUGCAAGUUGCAUUCUCAACAUUUCAGCACUAUCGUGGGAAUAUCGCGAGUUAGUUAAACUAUCGACAUGUUUAUAGCUAGCUACCUAAAUAACAUCACAUCUGGUUUAUUGGCACAGACAUUUGAAGAAAACUAGAGUACAAGACUAAGCAUCUUCAAGAGGUAGUCAAAGUACUCAAGGGGCUGAUUGAGAUUUCUUUAUGCAUCUAUGUACAGCAGGUCAGUGUUUCAAGCAUUUGCACUUGUGUGGAACAUUGCCUAGCCAAACUUCUCCUAACAUGUUCCUUAUACUGAAAAAAAAAUCUGAUGUUGAGUUUAAUAAUAUAAAAUUUAUGGAAAAAUUGAUACAGCAUAUAAUACAUUCUACUGCAUAAACUCAAAAAUAAAAAAAGUCUGUUACUUGUGAAUUGUGGCUUGCAAAUAAGCCUCAUGUUGUUCCAAACCUUUUUUUCUUCUGUGGAGCACAAAAGAAGAUAUUUUGUAGAAUUAAGUUCUAUAGUGUUUGUUGUCCAUACUAUGAAAUCGAUGAGACCCAAAACUGUUUGGUUGCCAGAUUUCUUUGAAAUAUUAUCUUUUAUACCCUAAACCGUUUUGGGUCCCAUUGACUUCCAUAGUAUG
This is a messenger RNA of Sinocyclocheilus grahami, 5588 nucleotides long. RefSeq names its product membrane-associated guanylate kinase, WW and PDZ domain-containing protein 3-like. Gene Ontology annotation, cellular component: cytoplasm; cell-cell junction. Gene Ontology annotation, biological process: signal transduction. The record is from RefSeq and is a predicted model, not a curated record. Gene Ontology annotation, molecular function: protein binding. NCBI's taxonomy places the organism in Eukaryota, Metazoa, Chordata, Actinopteri, Cypriniformes, Cyprinidae. The transcript is spliced from 19 exons. The coding region runs from base 816 to 4871 and encodes 1351 amino acids.